GGAGUGCGAGCCCUACGCCAGGCAGCUGCGACAGGAGGCAGGCUGCGGGGCGCGCGGCUCUCAGCCAGCUUGCAUCCCAUUGGCCCUCAGGACGCGCUCUGAGCUGCUCCUCUCCUCCAGGGCGCAGCGGCUGCCCACUGGUCCUUGCUGCUCGCUUUGGAGAAAUUCUUUGCCUGGCUGGCAAGGAGAGCGAGACUGGACUCGGCGGCUCCCAGGAGCACGCUUCGUGGUGGAGACUAAGGGACGAAACCCAGGGAUAAGAGGCAGAAGGCAGCGCGGGCAUUGACAGGACUCGGAGAAGGCUACCAGCCACCAGCAGCCUGAUGAGCAGGCUGGGUCAAAUGCUCUAGCCGGGUGCAUGCGCCGGGCGGAGCGCGCAGAUCGGACUGUGUUCUCCACGGUCCGCCCUGCGCUGGUGCCCGACCGGUACCAGGAUGGGCACUGGAGCCCCAGGGCCGCGCCCGCUAGAGCCUGGCGUCCCUCCUGCGUCCUGAGCUCAUGGACGGCGACUCCCGGCUGGCAGCGGCGCGCCCCCGGGCUGUGAAUGCGACUCGCUCAUCGUCCGCGCUCCCCGCCCGCCCGCCCGCCGGGACGUGGUAGGGGAUGCCUAGCUCCUCUGCGAUGGCAGUUGGCGCGCUCUCCAGUUCCCUCUUGGUCACCUGCUGCCUGAUGGUGGCUCUGUGCAGUCCGAGCAUCCCACUGGAGAAGCUGGCCCAAGCUCCCGAGCAACCCGGCCAGGAGAAGCGCGAGCACGCAUCUCGGGACAGCCCCGGGAGGGUGAGCGAGCUCGGGCGCGCCUCGAGGGACGAGGGCAGCAGUUCCCGGGACUGGAAGAGCAAGGGCAGCCGCACGCUCUCGGGCCGGGAGGCGUGGAGCAAGCAGAAGCAGGCCUGGGCUGCCCAGGGCGGGAGCGCCAAGGCCGCGGACUGGCAGGUCCGGCCUCGCGGGGAUACCCCACAGGGGGAGCCCCCGGCCGCCGCCCAGGAAGCGAUCAGCCAGGAACUCGUGCCCACACCGGAGCUGCCUGAGGAAUACGCGUACCCCGACUACCGCGGGAAGGGCUGCGUGGACGAGAGUGGCUUCGUGUAUGCGAUCGGGGAGAAGUUCGCCCCAGGUCCCUCAGCCUGCCCGUGUCUGUGUACGGAGGAGGGGCCCCUUUGCGCACAGCCAGAGUGCCCGCGGCUUCAUCCGCGCUGCAUCCACGUCGACACCAGCCAGUGCUGUCCUCAGUGCAAGGAGAGGAAGAACUAUUGCGAGUUCCGGGGCAAGACCUAUCAGACUUUGGAGGAGUUUGUGGUGUCUCCAUGUGAACGGUGUCGCUGUGAAGCCAAUGGUGAAGUGCUGUGCACAGUGUCGGCGUGUCCCCAGACGGAAUGUGUGGACCCCGUGUAUGAACCUGAUCAGUGCUGCCCGAUCUGCAAAAACGGUCCAAACUGCUUUGCAGAAACUGCUGUCAUACCAGCUGGCAGAGAGGUGAAGACUGACGAGUGCACCAUAUGUCACUGUACUUAUGAGGAGGGCACGUGGAGAAUUGAACGGCAAGCCAUGUGCACGAGACAUGAGUGCAGGCAAAUGUAGACUUCACAAUACAGAAACUCUCAUGUUUUUCUAGAAUAUUUUACUAAUGUGACAUUCUAGAUGACUCUGAGAAAUAUCAAUCAAAACCAGAAGACUUUGGAUAAGGAGUCAUGAAAAUGGUUGGUACUUUUGUUUUUCUUGGUAACAAUUACAGCAAGAGACAGAAAUGGAUGUAUUUCAAAACAUCAAUAAGAACUUUGGGCAUACUCCCUCUCUAAAUAAAUGUGCUAUUUUCACAGUAAGUACACUAAAGUUCACUAUUAUAUAUUAAAUGUGUUUCUAUAAUCCCUCUAUUAGAGUCUUAUAUAUUAAAAAAUGCUGUUGUCAACCGUC
This is a messenger RNA of Arvicanthis niloticus (Nile rat), 1911 nucleotides long. RefSeq names its product von Willebrand factor C domain containing 2 (gene Vwc2). Gene Ontology annotation, molecular function: protein binding. NCBI's taxonomy places the organism in Eukaryota, Metazoa, Chordata, Mammalia, Rodentia, Muridae. The record is from RefSeq and is a predicted model, not a curated record. Gene Ontology annotation, biological process: negative regulation of BMP signaling pathway. Gene Ontology annotation, cellular component: AMPA glutamate receptor complex.